UGCCGUACUGAUGAUCACAAAGUUGUCGUGUUAGCACUGUUGCUUUUAAUCAUGCUUCUCUGUCAUUGUGAACUAUAACGUUUUGCUGAAGCCAUUGGUUAAAUUAUAUCGUGAUCAUGAAAAAAAAUGUUUUAUAUUAGUAGCAGUUCAUGCUGUACUAAAAAGAAAGCGUUUCCAGCUAACUAGCCAGAGCUAACUAGCUAAUGAAGUGGCUAACAUUGAGCCGUGAUGGAACUGCAAACGUUAUUACUGGGAGUAUUAUCCGGAUGCAGUUUGAUCAUCCUAUGUUUUUUAGUACGACUUUUUGUUGUCCUACGGGAAGGUCCAGAGUGUAAGCCUGGAGCGAAGGGUCCUGUAUGCAUACUAGUCGUAGCGGGAUCUGGUGGCCAUACAACAGAGAUUCUGCGCUUGGUCGGAAGUCUGUCCCAGUCCUACAGACCACGGCACUAUGCCAUAGCUGACACAGAUCAGAUGAGUGAGGACAAGAUCCGCACUUUUGAGAGCUCUCAUGGAGACGCACUAAAGGAACAUCAGUACACCAUUCAUCGGAUUCCGCGCAGUCGAGAGGUGCGCCAGUCCUGGAGCUCGUCAGUGGUCAGCACUUUGUAUGCCCUUCUCUACUCCGUACCACUGGUCUUCAGACUGCGGCCUGAUGUGGUGCUGUGUAAUGGGCCAGGGACGUGUGUACCUCUGUGUGCGGCUGGGCUGCUCCUCGGGAUGCUGGGGCUGAAGAGGGUGGUGCUGGUCUAUGUGGAGAGCAUCUGCCGUGUGGAGAACCUCUCCCUUUCUGGAAAGAUCCUCUACCACCUGGCCGACUACUUCUUUGUGCAGUGGACCAGCCUGAAGGACAAAUAUCCCAAAGCAAUUUACAUGGGGAGAAUAGUGUAAUCCCAACCCCCAUCUUUGAUUUGAACUGGACCGCACACAAGACUUUUGUUUUAUAUAAAUCAUGUCUACACAACAUAUAAGUGCAAUUGGGUUUGGUCAUUUGGUGGGUAUGUUUGCAUUCUAUGUUCGGGUAUUUGUAUCUUUGAGCCUUCACCAUGAAUGUUGCCAUCUAACUCGUGGUCAGGUACAACCAUUUGAGUGAAACUGGGAAGAUGUUACAUCAGGUUUUAGCUAUUUGGAAAAAUCCACUGUAAACAGUAUCCAAAACUGAGAGCAGGUGUUUGCUUCAUUCAUUCCUUCAUACGGUAGGCAGGCGUAGGUGAAACUGCCUUACGCCAGAAUCAAGGAGCUGUUGUUGUCAAGUCACCAAGGCUUUCCGCCUCUCGAGUGUAGCGCUACAGCCGUGGAGUGACAGGCUGACGGCCGAGGCGAUGACAGGCAGCCACCUCUGCGUUCUCGAUGCGGUGACAGCUCCCCACUGUUUUUCCACGGAGAAGAAAAGGCAAGACUCCACAGGACUGCUGUGUCUAACGUAGAUGGCAUCUGCAGAGGGGGACCUCUGUGAUGUUUCCUCUAUGUGACGAAACAUCUCCAAAACAGGGCUGACAGGGUUGUAUUGUUCUGAUAUGAUGGGUUUCAUUGGUCCGAAUAGAAAUGAAAAAGGAAUUCAUGAGAACCAAUGUGUUUGUUUUUUCAAUAUAAAUAAACAAAUAUCCUCUUUGAA
Clupea harengus (Atlantic herring) is the source of this 1612-nucleotide messenger RNA. It is a transcript of the gene alg14, whose product is annotated as ALG14 UDP-N-acetylglucosaminyltransferase subunit. Gene Ontology annotation, cellular component: UDP-N-acetylglucosamine transferase complex. Gene Ontology annotation, biological process: dolichol-linked oligosaccharide biosynthetic process. Gene Ontology annotation, molecular function: N-acetylglucosaminyldiphosphodolichol N-acetylglucosaminyltransferase activity. The record is from RefSeq and is a predicted model, not a curated record. Lineage: Eukaryota; Metazoa; Chordata; Actinopteri; Clupeiformes; Clupeidae.